Gracilinanus agilis (Agile Gracile Mouse Opossum) is the source of this 827-nucleotide messenger RNA. RefSeq names its product coenzyme Q7, hydroxylase (gene COQ7). Gene Ontology annotation, cellular component: nucleus; mitochondrial inner membrane. Gene Ontology annotation, biological process: ubiquinone biosynthetic process; regulation of gene expression; determination of adult lifespan. The coding region runs from base 56 to 709 and encodes 217 amino acids. NCBI's taxonomy places the organism in Eukaryota, Metazoa, Chordata, Mammalia, Didelphimorphia, Didelphidae. The record is from RefSeq and is a predicted model, not a curated record. The transcript is spliced from 6 exons. Gene Ontology annotation, molecular function: 3-demethoxyubiquinol 3-hydroxylase activity.
UGAGAGCUCUUUAAACCAGUUCUCAGUGGAGGGUCGGCGAGGGGUCAGGACAAAGAUGGGUUACGCUGGGGCGGUUGCGGUUUCUUCCCUUUGGAGACUGUGUUCUGGAGCCCUGAGGUUCCCCUCAGGUUAUGCAAAAAGUGCCAGCAUCAGAUUUUGCAGUACAGGAAUGACCUAUGAAAAUAUCAACCGUGCCACUAUAGAUCGUAUCAUUCGUGUAGAUCAUGCUGGGGAAUAUGGAGCAAACCGUAUAUAUGCUGGACAAAUGGCUGUCCUAGGUAGAACAAGUGUAGGACCAGUUAUCCAGAAAAUGUGGGAUCAAGAAAAGGCCCACUUGAAAAAGUUUAAUGAGUUGAUGAUUACAUUUAGAGUCCGACCAACUAUCUUGAUGCCUUUUUGGAAUGUAAUGGGAUUUGUAUUGGGUGCUGGAACAGCCAUGCUUGGGAAGGAAGGGGCAAUGGCCUGCACUGUGGCUGUGGAAGAGUCAAUAGCACAUCAUUAUAACAACCAGAUUAGGACAUUAAUGGAAGAGGAUCCAGAAAAGUAUGAAGAACUUCUUCAGAUAAUUAAAAAAUUUCGGGAUGAGGAACUGGAACACCAUGAUACAGGACUUGACCAUGAUGCAGAAUUGGCACCAGCAUACACCAUCUUGAAGAAUGCUAUUCAGGUUGGAUGCAAAGCUGCAAUAUAUUUAUCAGAACGAAUUUAAAAUAAUUCUUUAUGAUAUUGUAGAGAAGAUUACAAUAACUGAAGUAAUCAUUUGCACAUGUGAACUUUAUAAUUAUUGUGUGAAUUUUGUUAAUAAAUUAAAUCAACUUAAAAAAAAA